GCUAUAAGAGACAAAGUCGCUCAAACUCAACAUUCAACAGGUUCUCGAACAGAUAAACUCGAUGUAUUUACCAGUUCACAGAUUAUGCUGCUUGUCUGGGAGGAAAACAAAGCUCAGAGACCAAAGAUGAAGUCAGAGAAGGAGGCUCCUUCGAAAGCAAAAAUAAUUUCCAAAAUCGUACUGCUUGCGUCUAUUGGUCUCUUCAAUUCAGGUGAGGUGUUGGCAGUGAACAUGACGAUCCCCAACUCUCUGAUCAGAGGUUCAGUAGGAGGAGAGGCUGUCCUCUCCGUCUGCUACAGUAGUUUCAGCCUUGACCUGCCAGUAAUCAAGUGGCAGCUCAAGAGGGAAAAGUCUAUCACUGUUGUCCAGUCAAUCGGAACCGACAUCAUCGGAACCCUCAGACCUGAAUAUCGCGACCGUAUCCUUGUAUUUGAGAAUGGGACUCUGCUUCUCCACAACCUCAGACUCUCUGAUGAUGGGAAAUAUGACGUGGAGAUCUCUAUCACAGAUGAUACUUUCACAGGAGAAGGUAGCAUCACACUCUCUGUGGAUGAACCUAUAUCAAGGCCCUACAUCCACAUGGAGUCUUCAUCAGUCCUGGAGCUCAGUGAAAAUGUCGUCCUCAACUGCUCCCAUGACAACGGAACCAGGACUACGUACAGGUGGUUCAAAGGCGGAAAGCCACAGACCAAUGAGACAAGAUUCAUCUUGUCACCUGACCAGAAGCUCUUGACCAUAACAAGGGUAUUGAUGGUGGAUGACGACAUCUAUAGCUGCACAGUGGAAAAUCCUGUGGGGAAUGGAACUAGCCUACCGAUCAGACUGACUGUCUACAGAAGAAGUUCCCUUUAUAUCAUUCUCUCCACUGGAGGCAUCUUCCUGCUCAUCACCUUGGUAACAGUAUGUGCCUGCUGGACGCCUUCCAAAAAGCCAAGACACCCACCUACAAAGCCUCUCAGCUUGUAUGACCUCUCUCAUCGCCCAACAAUCAAAAAGAGAGAUGAUGUGCUUCCAAAAUCGACACAGCAUAAUGGAAAUGGAAUUCAUGCAGUAACGUCACUUUACAUCCUGCAGCAAAAGGAUCCCUCGAUGGAUGACUCAUCCAGCAACAGUAUUGGCUCUCCUGAACAUGACGACCCACCACGUUACAUCAGUUACCCCAAGCACACCAGUUCACCUAACCACUAGCCUGGCUCCCCCGCCCGCUCCUCCCCUCUUCAGGUCAUAGCAACUCAGAGGUCAGACUGUCUAUCAGAUACUUCCACCUAUGGCGAAGAUCUCAAAACCAUCAACAAGGGUUUUACAAUAUCAUUCCUGCCUGAUGAUAUGAAUUUAUGUUGUAACUUAAGUAGCAGUUGCUGGAUUAGAAGCACAGCCCAUAUAGGGGAAUGUGGUGUGAAAUGACUCAAGGUUUUAAAUAGCAUCAAAGUCUGUUUUUUGGUUUACCACAUUAUACCAUAAUUUACCAGAUCUACAAAAUCCAAACUUUGGCAAACAGCAUGAAGUCUUCAUGGAGCUAACAUUGGGUUUGUUGUUUGUAAAGAUCAAAUUUAUAUGAAAACACCUUGAGAAAUACUAUUCUGUUAUAGUGUCGAGUGUGAUAUUCUGUGUUCAGUGAAGUUAAGCAGUAGCCUUGUAAUAUUGUGUGAUCACUGUUUGGUUUUACUAGAUGACUUAAUACCAUUGUGAGGAAAGACAAAAGCACAUUAAAGCAAGUGAGGUGGUAUUCAA
This is a messenger RNA of Paralichthys olivaceus (Japanese flounder), 1731 nucleotides long. NCBI's taxonomy places the organism in Eukaryota, Metazoa, Chordata, Actinopteri, Pleuronectiformes, Paralichthyidae. The record is from RefSeq and is a predicted model, not a curated record.